GCUCUUUCACGCGGCACGCGGUUGCCAUGGUAAUGAGCUCCCAACGCGGAGUGUGGGUUUUGUGAGUCGGUCGGGUUACUGGGCCCCGAGGCCGCCCCGGCUGGGGCGGCGGGGUCACCUAUGGGCCAGUCGAAAAGCAAACCCAGAGAGAAGAAAGUUGAGGAGGAAAAGAAGAGCCCUACCACUUUAGUUACAAAGUCUAAGGAGAAAGUAAUGGAGAAGGAGGCCAAGCAGCCUGACAAGGAGUCUCAGCCUGCCGAGAGCAUGGUGUUCGGGACAGGGACAUCCAAGCACUCAAGGCCUUCGUCUUCGUCUGAAGAAAAACCUGACACAAAGCAAAGGUCAAGCAAGAAGAGAAGUGUCAUCCCGCAGAUCAUCAUCACCCGGGCCUCAAAUGAGACGCUAAUCAGCUAUGGCAUCCCUGACAGUGAAGAACAGAGAACCAUUCGGGAGCAUGCUGACUGGGGCCCUUACUACCGACACAGGAGCCCUAGCACAAUAGCAGCCUAUGAUGUACACAGCACAGAAUAAAUGAGAGCUCUUGGUAGCUGUAAUCCU
Molecule: messenger RNA, 558 nt
Organism: Mastomys coucha (southern multimammate mouse)
Lineage: Eukaryota; Metazoa; Chordata; Mammalia; Rodentia; Muridae
Gene: Spata33
Product: spermatogenesis associated 33
Exons: 3
Coding region: 121-531 (136 amino acids)
Cellular component (GO): nucleus; cytoplasm
Source: RefSeq, a predicted model, not a curated record